Molecule: messenger RNA, 1615 nt
Organism: Populus nigra (black poplar)
Lineage: Eukaryota; Viridiplantae; Streptophyta; Magnoliopsida; Malpighiales; Salicaceae
Product: serine/threonine-protein phosphatase 7-like
Exons: 5
Coding region: 35-1393 (452 amino acids)
Cellular component (GO): nucleus; cytosol
Molecular function (GO): protein serine/threonine phosphatase activity
Source: RefSeq, a predicted model, not a curated record
CGUAGUCUCGUAAACACCCUUCAAAAGAAGGACCAUGUCAGAUUCAUUGCCAUCUGGCCCUCCGUCAGAUCCCAAACCCGCCUCCGCCACCGCCACCAAUUCACCAGACGAAGCUACGACCACCACCUCCUCCACGACAACAACAACCUCCACCCCAGAAGGUCCAACCCCACCACCAGUUCAGAUCCCUCUCUCAUGGCCUGCCGAUUCUUCCCUCACCCUCGACUGGAUCCAAAACCUCAUUUCCGCCUUUGAUUGGUCUUCCAAAAACCUCUCUCCAUCUGAACUUCCUUUAGUCCUCCCUGUUCCCGUAUUUGACACUCUAGUCCUCACCGCCUCGAAAAUUCUUCACAAAGAGCCUAAUUGUGUCAGAAUCGAUGACUGUAAUGAUAAUUCAAGAAUUGUAGUUGUAGGAGAUGUUCAUGGGCAACUUCAUGAUGUCAUUUUUUUGUUGCAAGAUGCUGGGUUUCCCUGUGAAGAUCGUUUUUUUGUGUUUAAUGGAGAUUAUGUUGAUCGAGGAGCUUGGGGUCUUGAGACUUUCUUGCUCUUGUUAGCUUGGAAGGUAUUUUUGCCUCAAAGGGUAUAUCUCCUCCGUGGCAAUCAUGAAUCCAAGUAUUGCACAUCUGUUUAUGGUUUUGAGAAAGAAGUUUUGGCAAAGUAUGGCGAUAAAGGUAAGCAUGUUUAUCGGAAGUGUUUGGGCUGCUUUGAAGGCCUUCCCUUGGCCUCUAUUAUAGCCGGACAUGUAUAUACUGCUCACGGAGGACUUUUCCGCAGUGUGUCCAUCACUCCAUUGAAGAGAUCAAAGGGAAAGAAGAAUCGAAGAAUAACUUUAAAUUCUGAAACCAAACCAUUAUGUCUUGGUUCUUUGGAGGAGUUAUCCAAAGCACGAAGAUCGGUUCUUGACCCUCCAUGGGAAGGUCUGAACUUAAUUCCUGGAGAUGUUUUAUGGUCGGAUCCAACAAUGAAAUCUGGACUGUCACCAAAUACAGAGAGAGGCAUUGGUUUAUUAUGGGGACCUGAUUGUACUGAAGACUUUUUAAAGAAGUUCCAACUAAAGCUAAUCAUCAGAUCACAUGAAGGCCCUGAUGCAAGGGAAAAAAGGCCGGGUCUUGGAGGAAUGGAUGUAGGGUACACCAUAGAUCAUGUUGUGCCAUCAGGAAAGCUGAUUACUCUCUUUAGUGCUCCAGACUAUCCACAAUUUCAGGCAACUGAGGAUAGAUUCAACAAUAAAGGAGCAUAUAUUGUCCUAAAACCCCCUCAUUUUGAUGUUCCGGAGUUCCACACUUUUGAAGCAAUUACUCCGAGACCAGCGGUGAAUGCUUAUUAUGAUUAUGAAGAUGUGAUUGACUCUGAUGAAGAAUUGGACUUGGCGUCAAUGGUGACUGCUACUUAGAGGUCGUCACCCUUCCUUUUCUAAUGGAGGAAUUCUGAAUAUUUUGAAGUUUAACAUGUUUUUUCUCCAUGAUUUUGCUGUGUGUCUUAUCAUUUAUUGCUUCAUUGUGCCAAAAAAAUAAUAAUAUUGGUUCACGGGGAUGGUGGUGCCCUUGACGCAUGUAUAAAAUUGUAUGUAACCUCACACAGAUUGGUUAUAGUGCAAUUUUUUGUUGUUGCGUAA